Molecule: messenger RNA, 1437 nt
Organism: Drosophila arizonae
Lineage: Eukaryota; Metazoa; Arthropoda; Insecta; Diptera; Drosophilidae
Biological process (GO): regulation of transcription by RNA polymerase II
Cellular component (GO): nucleus
Molecular function (GO): zinc ion binding; DNA-binding transcription factor activity, RNA polymerase II-specific
Source: RefSeq, a predicted model, not a curated record
AAACAAAGUGGAAAUUGUCGUAAACUAGACUAGCACUAGCUUAAGUGAUCAUUUAUAUCAGAGAAACGUCAUCCAAUGGACAAAAUAAAUCAGAUGCCCAUUUCUGCGAGUCAAUGCCGUAUUUGUCUAGAUGAAUGCGACACUGGCGCUAUGCAAGCACUUUUUACAGAAUAUAAGGAUUCCGCAGCAAAAAGUGAGAAUACGAGCGACACCAAUUAUGACAAGUGGCGUUUGAGUAGCAAAAUAGAAUACUGUUGUGGAAUCAAGAUUCGUCAGGCAUCCCACUUGCCAUCCAAAGUCUGCAAAAGAUGCUGUGAUUUUAUAAGCAUGUGGUUCAGCUUUCGGCAAAUGUGUCUUAAUACACAAGUGUAUUUGGAGAGCACGUAUAUCCAUGAAGAAAAACCCAAUGAUCUGAUCGAUGCUAGCGACACCGAGUAUAUGCAAUACCUAUAUGAGACCUUGCAGUUGGCUUCAUGCGAAACUUACCAAACGAACGAAGAACUCCAAACUGGUGACGCUGCACUUAUAGAGAGUGAUUAUGUUAUGGACUACGACGAGGAAAACUAUGUGGCAGACGUAUUAUCAGCAGAAGACCAGGUCGAAUGCGCUAAAGAAGAUGUGCAAGGAAUAGUAACUAAACUGGAGGCAUACGAGCAAAAUGAGGACGAACAAAUCGAAGUUGAGCAUACAUACACUUAUCAAGAUGAAGGCCAAGAAGUGGAAGUGGACCUACCGCUCAAAGUGGAGGAAGGUGAAGUAGAUUACGAGGACUUUCUAUCACCAACACCCUCGCCUGAGCCAGAACAAAGCAGUGAAAUGGUUAAACGCAAACCAGGACGCCCACGCAAGCCAGACAGUGAGCUAAAGUCCAAACGAAAGAAUAAAAGCGACUCACAAAUGAAAAACGAGCAGCGAAGUGAGGAUAUCACUAAAUACAUAUGCAAUCUCUGCGGUAAUGUCUAUCCAAAGAAGGCAGCAUUUACGGCCCACAUGAUGGCGCACACCGACUACAAGCCACAUCAAUGCGAAAUCUGCUCCAAGUCUUUUCGUCAAAUGGGAGAACUGCGCGCUCAUAUACGACGUCAUACUGGAGAGCGGCCCUACAAGUGUUUAUACUGCGAUCGCUUCUUUUAUGACCGUAGCGAAAAGGUUCGCCACGAACGAGUGCAUACCAAUACGAGGCCUUAUGAGUGCAAGGAAUGCGGCAAAACCUUUACACACACGGCUAUUUUGAAAAAUCACAGUCUGGUUCACUCUGGCGAGAAGAAUUUUAACUGCACCGUUUGCUCCAAGUCGUUUACACUUCUCCACCAGCUGAAGGCGCAUUUGCAAACACUGACACACCGAAGCAAAGAGAACCAAUCCCUUACGACCUCCAACACCUACAUACUUCAUACUGAGUAAUUUAAGCUAGGCGGUAAUUUAAAUAUAAUAUCA